ACGACAGUUGUGUACGGGUUGGCAAAGACGUGACAGGGUGGACUGCCUUUUCUAGUCAAGUGUUGAAGCAACCUCAUUCUUUCUAAGAGCGUGUUUACUCUGAAAAAAGACAAACUGGAGCACCUAAACGCGGAUAACAUGAACGAGCUUGAUGACGCCGAGUUGGAGGAUUUGUACGCAUGGAUCGAUCAGAUUCCUCUUAGCCGACCAAAAAGGAACAUUGCCAGGGACUUUUCUGACGGAGUCCUGAUAGCAGAGGUAAUACGACAUUACAUGCCAAAGCUCGUGGAGCUGCACAACUAUACCCCUGCCAAUGCCUCCAAACAGAAGAUGGAGAACUGGUAUUUACUCAACAGGAAAGUCUUCUGCAAACUGCAUUUUGAGCUAACAGAUGAUGUGAUCAGAAGUAUAUGUCGCUGUGAGCCCAAUAUUAUUGAAAGGGUCUUAUAUAUGCUGAGGGUCAAAAUAGACAGGGCAUUAUGGGAAGCGUCCAAAAAUCGCAGCAGAAGAAACUCUUUGUCAAAUGAAAAGCCAGAGGUUGAUCAAGAAUACAAUUCGCCUAGGAGAGGGCCCAAUGACUUCACAGUAAAAAGACCCGGCCCAAGUCAAGGAGUGAAGGGGGCUGGGGCUGUGGUUACCCAGACAGAUUAUGUCCCGCGGGCCGUUUAUGAAGAGAAGGAGCAGGAGUGUUUGGCCAAGGAGGAAACCAUCCAGAUUUUGCAGGCCCAAAAUCCGCCGAUUAGAGCAUUUGCUUCAUUUAAAAGACAUUCGAAUUGA
This is a messenger RNA of Liolophura sinensis, 777 nucleotides long. RefSeq names its product sperm flagellar protein 1-like. The record is from RefSeq and is a predicted model, not a curated record. The coding region runs from base 139 to 777 and encodes 212 amino acids. Gene Ontology annotation, biological process: regulation of cytoskeleton organization. Gene Ontology annotation, cellular component: axoneme. Gene Ontology annotation, molecular function: microtubule binding. The transcript is spliced from 6 exons. Lineage: Eukaryota; Metazoa; Mollusca; Polyplacophora; Chitonida; Chitonidae.